AUGAUCCUCCAUUCAGAAGAAAAAUACCUGCUCCCGACGUUAUCUGUUCCACACCAACUUUUCGAAAGGAUUUCGUAUUUUGGUGAAAAAUACCCAACUGCUAUUGCUUUGGUCAUCGAUUCAACAACCGGAGAAAUCUGCGGGCCAAUGGUAGAAGGCGAAUUGAGGUUGCGGGGACCAACGAUAAUGAGAGGAAGAGUGAUCAUCUACUGGUUGACCGGUAAGAAACCUGAGAGUAUAUUGACGGUCUCGCACCAUUCUAUCGAGUCGAGGCCCCGGAAUCGGAGCCCGAGGGCUAUGGCUGCAAUA
This is a messenger RNA of Mesorhabditis spiculigera, 309 nucleotides long. Lineage: Eukaryota; Metazoa; Nematoda; Chromadorea; Rhabditida; Rhabditidae. The record is from the annotation of a GenBank genome assembly.